Messenger RNA from Talaromyces proteolyticus, 1008 nucleotides. Its product is annotated as putative endo-1,3(4)-beta-glucanase. Gene Ontology annotation, molecular function: hydrolase activity, hydrolyzing O-glycosyl compounds. The transcript has 4 exons. Gene Ontology annotation, biological process: glucan catabolic process. Bases 1 to 1008 code for a protein of 335 amino acids. NCBI's taxonomy places the organism in Eukaryota, Fungi, Ascomycota, Eurotiomycetes, Eurotiales, Trichocomaceae. The record is from RefSeq and is a predicted model, not a curated record.
AUGCGUUACCCGGCUAUCUUCCAGGUUGCUGCACUCGCCAGUCUCAGCAGUGCUGCCAGUGGCCACCGCGUCCCUCACGAUAAUAAAUUGCACAGCCGUUUGACCUCCAAUAGCAGAAGCUACUCCUUGACCGACAACUACCCGACUGGCAUGGACUUCUUCUCCAGAUUCUCCUUCUACACCGACAAUGAUCCCACCGCUGGCUAUGUCGACUACGUGAACCAGAACACCGCCACCAGCGCCGGUCUGAUUGCUGCCAAGGGCAAUGGCAUCUACAUUGGUGUUGAUAGCACGAAUAUUGCUUCUGGAAGGGGCCGUCGGAGCGUUCGUCUCACGUCUCAUGCCACCUACAACGGCGGCCUUUUUGUUCUAGACCUGGCCCACAUGCCUGGUUCAAACUGUGGCUCCUGGCCUGCCUUCUGGACCUUCAACUCUAACUGGCCCUGGCAGGGUGAAAUCGAUAUUAUCGAGGGUGUUAAUAAGCAGUCCGGCGAUGCCAUGACCUUACACUCCGGCGAUGGCUGCUCCAUUAAGAGUGGCGGCUUUACAGGGUCAGUUUCUGCUAGAAACUGCUAUGCCUAUGCUUCUAGCCAACCCAAUAACGCCGGUUGUGGUAUUGACUCCUCUGACCCUACCUCCUACGGAGACGGGUUUAACGCCAACGGUGGCGGUGUCUAUGCAAUGGAAUGGACCGAUGAGUUUAUACAGAUCUUCUUCUUCGACCACGCCAACGUCCCUUAUGAUCUUGCCAGCGGUGAUCCUAACCCCGCCAGCUGGGGACAGCCUGCCGCUCGCUUCAUGGGUGACUGUGACAUCAACUCUCACUUCCAAAACCACAACCUUGUUUUUGACAUCACCUUCUGUGGUUCUUGGGCCGGUUCUGUUUGGGGCUCUGGAUCUUGCUCCAGCUUGUCGGGCUCUUGCCAAGACUAUGUCCAGAACAACCCUUCCGCGUUCCAGUCUUCGUUCUGGCAGGUGAACUCCCUUAAGGUGUAUACGCACUCUUAA